Messenger RNA from Calliphora vicina (urban bluebottle blowfly), 1239 nucleotides. It is a transcript of the gene vnc, whose product is annotated as GNAT family N-acetyltransferase vnc. The coding region runs from base 407 to 1000 and encodes 197 amino acids. The transcript is spliced from 2 exons. Gene Ontology annotation, cellular component: NatA complex. Lineage: Eukaryota; Metazoa; Arthropoda; Insecta; Diptera; Calliphoridae. Gene Ontology annotation, biological process: N-terminal protein amino acid acetylation. The record is from RefSeq and is a predicted model, not a curated record. Gene Ontology annotation, molecular function: protein N-terminal-serine acetyltransferase activity; protein-N-terminal-glutamate acetyltransferase activity.
AUAUGGUUGUCAUAUUGUACUAUAUACAAUUUUCGCGUGUGUUCUGUUCACUUUGUAAAGUUUUCAAAGUUUUGCUUAAUUUUAAUUAAAUACGAAAGUAUUUUCAUAAAUUUUGUUUUAUUAACACAGUAAAGGCUGGUUCCUGAUUUGGAAAGCAUUUUUGUCUAAAUUCCGUUUAGUACGAGAACUUUUGGGACAAACAAACGCCGACGGAACGCCAUACACGAACGGAGAAUCGAAAACUGUAACGAGUAAUUCUCUGCCAACACAAAACAAACUAAAAAAACUAAGAAAAGACUAACAGCGACUAAAAACUCGCAAAUUUUUAAAAUAAACACACAAUAAACCUCCAAUAUCCAACCAGUACUUAGUCCAGUAAUCCAUAUACACAAAUAAAUCAUUCAACAUGAAUAUACGUUGUGCUAAACCCGAAGAUUUAAUGGCCAUGCAACACUGCAAUUUGUUGUGUUUGCCGGAAAAUUAUCAAAUGAAAUACUACUUCUACCAUGGCCUCACCUGGCCCCAGCUAAGUUAUGUAGCUGCCGACGAUAAGGGCAACAUUGUAGGCUAUGUUCUCGCCAAAAUGGAAGAACCCGAAUCCGGUGAGGAUAGCAGACGCGGCCAUAUUACUUCACUAGCGGUUAAGCGUUCCUAUCGUCGUUUGGGCUUAGCUCAAAAGCUAAUGAAUCAAGCUUCCAAGGCCAUGGUAGAAUGUUUCGAUGCCCAAUAUGUAUCCCUGCAUGUACGCAAAAGCAAUCGUGCUGCCCUGAAUCUUUAUACAAAUACGCUGAAAUUUAAGAUUAUUGAAAUCGAACCAAAAUAUUAUGCUGAUGGUGAGGAUGCCUACGCCAUGAGACGUGAUUUAGUCGAAUUCGUUGCGCCCAAUGAGAAACGCGAUGGCGAUAGUGAGGAUCAGCAAGAUAAAGAAAACAAAAUUCAUUAUCGCGAAUCAUUACCUCCCAAUCACGAUCAUAGCAAUCAUGAUGGUCAUUGUUGUUAAAAAUUAACAAUCAGAAAUAACUAUGCGUUUGAAGGAAUAAAUUAUUUUAAGCAAAAUUGUGCGUAGUAUUUGCAAGAAACAAAUUAUUUGCAUUUUUUUUAAUAGAAAUUUUAAUUAUUUUAUCGACUAAAUGAAAAACAUUUAAUUUUGUUUUCUUUUUCUUUGUAAUUUUCUCAUUGUAAAGCAAAAAUAAAUGUGCAAAUUCUUUAAUAAAGAAUUUAAGAAGAAAAACCAACAAA